Molecule: messenger RNA, 378 nt
Organism: Coffea eugenioides
Lineage: Eukaryota; Viridiplantae; Streptophyta; Magnoliopsida; Gentianales; Rubiaceae
Exons: 2
Coding region: 1-378 (125 amino acids)
Molecular function (GO): nucleic acid binding; RNA-DNA hybrid ribonuclease activity
Source: RefSeq, a predicted model, not a curated record
AUGGAUGGAGCUGCAAACCGUACCUCUGGAAGGGCAGGAGCCGAAGGUACCCUCAGAGAUAGUUGGGGGAAGUGGAAAGCUGGUUUUAAAGUGAAUCUUAGGCUAACUAAUAAUAUGACAGCAAAACUAUGGGGAAUACCUAAAUGGUUAGAAAUGGCUUGGAACUCUGGAGAACGAAGAGUGAUUUUGGAAACUGAUUCAAAGGCAGCUUUGGAUCUAAUACAAGGAGCAGGUUCGGAAUCACCAUUAUCCAAUCUGAUACCUCUCAUCAGGAAUUACACAAGAAUGCAGAUUCUAACUGAAUUUCAACAGGAAUUGCGGGAAUUGAUUGGAGCAGACAUUUUGGGGGCUGCGACCCCACGUUUUGUCCCUACUUAA